AGUCUUCAAGAACUACCUCAUACACUAACACAACUCAAGUUCAACACAAAAACAAGACAACCUUAGCUUAACAGAACAACAUUAUAGCACUUUUUUCCAUUCGAAGUUUCAAACUUUGCAACAAAAAUUCGAUUUUUGCAGCACCCAAAAUCCCAACCACACAUAAAAAAAAAAAAUGAAAUUGUAGAAGAAGUUUCAUAAAGAAAAAACAUGAAAGGUUUAGGUUCUCAUACACCCUUGAUUCCAAAGGGAAAACCUCCUCUUUCAUUUGCUAUAUUGAAUGCAUUACCAUCUUGUACUUAUUUAUCUGGAAACACCACUUUAUCUCCAUUAAGAUGCAGACAGAAAUUGGGGUUGAGCUUGGCCCGUGGAACAAUUCGAGCCCAAGCAUCAAAUAUUAGCGUUGGACCGGGGGAUUAUGGAAGCAAUAAUGAGAAAGACAGCCAGAAUGUCUCUGACAGAAAUUCUGUCGAUGACAGUUCAUCUAAAAUCUCUGAAAGAAAUUCUGUCGAUGACAGUUCAUCUAAAAUUGUGAAACCUACACAGAUUCCUUAUCCUGUCUCUAUAGCUUUUGUGCUGUUUGGAUGUGCUCUUGUGUUUUCACUAAUAGCAUUUGUGAAAGGAGGACCUUCAUCAGUUCUUGCAGCAAUCGCAAAAUCAGGAUUUACUGCUGCAUUUACAUUAAUAUUUGUUUCUGAGAUUGGUGACAAGACAUUCUUUAUUGCUGCACUCUUGGCAAUGCAAUAUGAGAAGGGAUUGGUUUUGUUAGGAUCAAUGGGUGCUCUGGCGCUCAUGUCAAUCCUAUCUGUUGUAAUUGGCCGUAUCUUUCAAUCAGUGCCUGCCCAAUUCCAGACAACCCUGCCGAUCGGAGAAUAUGCAGCAGUAACUCUUCUUUUGUUUUUUGGCCUAAAAUCAAUUAAAGACGCAUGGGAUCUUCCUUCAAAGGAUGUUAAAAAUGGUGAUAACAGCAGUCCUGAACUUGAUGAACUAGCUGAAGCAGAGGAGCUUGUGAAAGAAAAGGCAUCGCAACGGCUUUCAAAUCCUCUUGAGAUUAUUUGGAAAUCGUUCAGUCUUGUAUUUUUUGCUGAAUGGGGAGACCGUUCAAUGCUUGCAACAAUCGCUCUCGCAGCUGCUCAGUCUCCUUGGGGUGUGGCAAGUGGAGCUAUUGCUGGACACUUACUAGCAACAUGCAUUGCUAUUGUUGGAGGAUCACUCCUUGCUAACUACAUUUCAGAAAAACUGGUUGGUUACUUGGGUGGAGGGCUGUUUCUAAUUUUUGCUAUAGCCACCUUUUUCGGUGUUUUUUGAUUUCUGCCAAACCCUACUUUUUUUGUGUGUACAAUAUAUCAUUGAUGGAAAUAAGGAGGAUACAUGCUCGAACGCGGAACCAAUGAUGAGAGAACAUAGAAAAAUAAUUCAUACUUCAAGUUUGUUGAUUUCAUUGAGUAGACCUUAGGAGCAAAUUAUUGACAUGGUGAUGGUUAGAGAAUAAGAAGCAUGAUAUCUGCCAUUAGAGCCAGGCUUUGAGGAGAAAGCUGUGUAAUUGUUUCUUGAGACUAGCUUUUGUAAUGUGUGUUUGUUGUAUUAAUGAAACUAUAUUUAAAACUUUAUCCAUUCAUUACAAAUGAAAACUUGUUAAUUGGACAUUUAUGUGUUGUCACUUGUUAGAAAAUCAAUGUUGAUUUCAA
Molecule: messenger RNA, 1688 nt
Organism: Medicago truncatula (barrel medic)
Lineage: Eukaryota; Viridiplantae; Streptophyta; Magnoliopsida; Fabales; Fabaceae
Product: protein PAM71-homolog, chloroplastic
Exons: 10
Coding region: 211-1308 (365 amino acids)
Biological process (GO): Golgi calcium ion homeostasis; manganese ion transmembrane transport; Golgi calcium ion transport
Cellular component (GO): Golgi apparatus; chloroplast
Molecular function (GO): calcium ion transmembrane transporter activity; manganese ion transmembrane transporter activity
Source: RefSeq, a predicted model, not a curated record